Messenger RNA from Oikopleura dioica, 912 nucleotides. NCBI's taxonomy places the organism in Eukaryota, Metazoa, Chordata, Appendicularia, Copelata, Oikopleuridae. The record is from the annotation of a GenBank genome assembly.
AUGAAGUUAGCUUGUCUCAUCUUUGCUUGCUCCGAGGCUGCCAGUGUUUGCUACAAUGAUGUUGGGUGCUUCACCGAUGAUCCCCCUUUCUCGGUUUCUGGGUAUCGUCCACGACGACUUCCCAAAUCGCCGAGCGAUGUUUUGACGGGUAUGUUCAUCACUAACUCCAAAAACCGCGUCGAGAGAGCAAUCACCUGGAACAACGUCAAUGAGAACCUCUUUGAGACAAACAAAAAAGUUGUUGUCAUGACUCACGGCUGGACCGACGAGUACGACGACAGAAGCUUCAUGACCAAGGCUCGAGACAAUUAUCUCAACCACCAGAACGUCAACUUCAUCAGCGUUGACUGGUCCAAGGGCUCGCAGAAUCUGGACUAUUUUCAAUCUGCGGCUGAUACUCAAACUGUCGGUAGAAUGAUCGCAAAGAUGCUGAGCCAGCUGAGCAUCAGGUCAAGCGAUUUCUACUGCGUUGGACAUUCUCUUGGAGGUCACGUGUGCUCCUAUGCAGCUAAAUAUCUCAAGUCGGAAUUCAGAAAAACCAUGGGACAAGUUGUUGGCAUGGAUCCUGCUGGUCCAACUUUUGAGAAGACAACGAAAGAAGUUCGAAUUGAUUACACCGAUGCUACUUUUGUGCAGAUCAUUCAUACCAAUGGCGGCGACGAAGAUGCCGGUUUCUUGGGUAUGAAUGCUGCUUUUGGCCACGCAGAUUUCUACCCCAAUGGCGGCGUUCGACAACCUGGCUGCAACAAUUUCAUUUGCGAUCACGGCGAGGCGCCAAAAAUGUACGUUGACUCUAUCACACACAACGGAUGCAACAUUCCUGUCUGCUCCAAAUCCAACUAUGAAGCCGGCCGCUGCACGAACUGCUUGAAUGGCUGCAACCGACUCGGGUGGAAUGUUAAGGGAUUUUGA